Molecule: messenger RNA, 1312 nt
Organism: Saccostrea echinata
Lineage: Eukaryota; Metazoa; Mollusca; Bivalvia; Ostreida; Ostreidae
Product: serine/threonine-protein phosphatase 2A activator-like
Exons: 10
Coding region: 44-1099 (351 amino acids)
Biological process (GO): mitotic spindle organization
Cellular component (GO): cytoplasm; nucleus; protein phosphatase type 2A complex
Molecular function (GO): peptidyl-prolyl cis-trans isomerase activity; protein tyrosine phosphatase activator activity
Source: RefSeq, a predicted model, not a curated record
AUAUCACACACGCACAUUUUUACGAAGAUAUAAGACGUAAAUCAUGUCAGAAGAAGAGUCGGCAGCUCCAUCAAAUGAGCAAAAUGCUGCAUCUGAAGAGAGUCAGUGUGAAGACAAGGAUAAGGACCAAAUAAAUGCAGCCGAGAAACCCACAGACACACCCAACCAGUCAGAAGGAGGAUCAGAAACCUCUAAAAAGAGCAAAAUUCCAGUUAAAGAAAUAUUUGAACCAGGAGAUUUAAAAAAGUGGGAACAGUCAGAGGCAUACAGAGAUUUGGUUGGAUUCAUCACUGCCAUUAAUGAGGCUGUGAAAGGAAAGAAAAUAUCAGACCCUUACCCUGUCUCACAGACAGUAGAGAAGCUUCUUGUCAUGUUGGACAAAAUGUCAUCAUGGAUUGAUGAGAUUCCACCAGUCGAUCAGCCACAGAGAUUUGGAAACAAAGCUUUUAGGGAUUUUUUCAAAAGAUUAAAAGAGAAUGCAGAGACUCUAGUAAGGGAAGCCAUUGGUGAUAAGUUUGAGGACUUUAUCCCAGAAAUCUCAGUAUAUCUCGUAGAGUCUGUAGGAAAUGACACAAGAAUAGAUUAUGGUUCAGGACAUGAGUUAGCCUUUGCAGCCUUUUUGUGUUGUUUAUUUAAGAUUGAAGCCUUAACUGAACAAGAUGCACCAGCAGCAGCACUCAGGGUGUUUGAGAGGUACUUACAGUUUGUGAGGAAGUUACAGACAGUGUACAGAAUGGAACCAGCAGGAAGCCACGGUGUGUGGAGUCUGGAUGACUUCCAGUUCCUCCCCUUCCUGUGGGGCAGUUCUCAACUAUUAGGACAUAGAAGAAUUUUACCAAAAUCCUUUGUGAAUCCUGACAUUUAUGAAACCUUUGCUAAAGACUAUAUGUUUCUAGGAUGUAUUAAAUAUAUUAAUCAGGUCAAAACGGGGCCAUUUGCUGAACAUUCAAAUCAGCUUUGGAACAUCAGUGGUGUGCCAAAUUGGGAAAAAGUCAAUUCAGGCUUCAUAAAGAUGUACAAAGUUGAGGUGUUGGGUAAAUGCCCUGUGAUCCAGCAUUUUCUAUUUGGAAAUCUUCUGUCCAUCAAACCUGCCACAUGACAAGGUGCUAAAGAUGACAGAUUUUGCCUUUAUAACAUAUUUUAUGUUCAUAAAUGUAUUUAUAAAUCAGGAAAUAAUUAAAUAUACAGACUUUGCAUUAUUUUUUUAUCCAUGUCAUCACAAUUGAUGCUUUUUUAUUAAGAUCGAUAUGCUUGUAUAUAUAAUUAUACAUGUAUAUAUAUAUUCAGACUGAGUCAUUUACAAAAAAAAUCA